AUGGCACCUGGUUUGGGCCAGCAUGUCCAAGCACGCGGCGCUCCUGGGGCUUCCAGAGGGAGGCAGCGCGUAGGUCUUAUUAUUCACGACCAGGAAGAUCCUCUAUUCGGCUACACCCAGUUGUUGAUUCCCGCAACCUUCCUGCUGCUUGCUUCUCAGAUCGACUACACCCAGUACAACUACACCGACCCAAUCUGCGCUCCCAACGACGACGACAACAGCCGGACCGGCACGGUGGGCUGCGUGGCCGUCGACGCCUCGGGCGGCCUGGCGUCGGCGACCUCCACGGGCGGGCUGGUGAACAAGAUGGCCGGUAGGAUCGGCGACACCCCGGUCAUCGGCGCCGGCACCUACGCCAACGCCCUCUGCGCCGUGUCCACCACGGGCAAGGGCGAGGACAUCAUCAGGCACACCGUGGCGCGCGACGUGGUGGCGGUGAUGGAGCACCGGGGCCUCUCGCUGGAGGAGGCCGCCGCGCGCGUCGUGGCCGGCGUGCCCCGGGGCUCCGUGGGGCUCGUGGCCGUGUCGGCCGCCGGGGAGGUCACCAUGCCCUACAACACCACGGGGAUGUUCAGGGCGUGCGCCACCGAGGACGGCUACUCCGAGGUUGCCAUAUGGCCUGCAUGAUCCUGACUGAGCUAGCGUUGGAGAAUCAACUGGCUGAUUAUGUGUGUCUGUCUUGUUUCUCUAGUGCCUGCUGCAGGUGCGGAUCUCUG
This is a messenger RNA of Triticum aestivum (bread wheat), 716 nucleotides long. Its product is annotated as isoaspartyl peptidase/L-asparaginase-like. The record is from RefSeq and is a predicted model, not a curated record. Gene Ontology annotation, molecular function: hydrolase activity. The transcript is spliced from 2 exons. NCBI's taxonomy places the organism in Eukaryota, Viridiplantae, Streptophyta, Magnoliopsida, Poales, Poaceae. Bases 1 to 627 code for a protein of 208 amino acids.